AUGAAACAGCUAGACCGGCAGAUUAAUUUCAAAGUCUCCGGUUCACCACCCAAAAGAGAAAUCGAGAAUGAAAAGGGUCAGUUUCUGGCGAAUAGGGUGUCACCGAAGAACAGACCUUGGGCUAGAAAAACUGUGAUCUUCUCGAACCCCCUUUUCCAUUUAACAACUGCUUCACAAAACCAACAAUUUUGCAGAACAAGGUCGUCGGUGAUUACAAGAACCCGUCAGACCACCCCUCACAAGUUUCUAAUCAAGACGCCGCCGCCUCCUGCCGCAGUGGCUAAGUUUCAAGUAAAGAUUCGCAGUCCACCACUUUUUGUAUCUCCGACCAGACCCAAAACGGCCAGCGCGAAGAAGAAGGCGAUGUCACUGCCUAAGAACGUCUCCACGUCAGCAAAGCUGCGGAGUUCGUUUUCACCGUCGAGGUUGGCGACUAGAUUGGCUUCGCCGUUGAUGCUUAGGAACCCACCGAUUUGCGUAUCUCCAACCAGAUCCAGGGUGGCUACCAUGUAA
Molecule: messenger RNA, 513 nt
Organism: Lactuca virosa
Lineage: Eukaryota; Viridiplantae; Streptophyta; Magnoliopsida; Asterales; Asteraceae
Source: the annotation of a GenBank genome assembly